ACUAUUUGACUCCCCGUUUAAUACACGAAUUAAUUUCCGUUGCCUAUUUAAAUACACAAACUUUCGAAAUUCGCAGGUUUUACACAUAGUUUUAGACGGUGUUAUCUAUAUUUAGCGGAGGUGAAGACGACGUCAGUGUUUAAUUAAACAUGUGCAUAAUUUAUGAAAAGAAAAUUUCUUAAAAAUACACGAACUAAUUUUUAUUUGUUAAUAAAAUACACGAACUAUUUUGGAUCCCCAUUUAAUACACGAACUAAUUUUUGCUUCUCAUUUAAUACACAAACUUUUAAAAUUUUCAAAUUUUACACAUCGAUUUAGACGACGUCAACUAUGUUUAACAUGAUUUAGUGGAUAUCAACUAUGUUUAACAAAAGUGAAGUAGAUGUUAGUGUUUAGUUAAACAUGUAGUUAAACUGCGAAAGACAAAUUCUUUAAAAAUGCUUCUGAUAGAUUAUAUUGGUAGUUUUCUUCUUCAUAACACUUGCAUAGUAUAAAUUAACCUUGAUUGACGAAAAACAAGAAUCAGAAACUAAUUCCAAAAUCAGAAACUCGUUUAAAAUUACCUAGUUUUCUUCGUCAUUUUUCAUGACAUGGAAAUAAACUCCACUUUGAAGCAAUAUAAAAUGAAAUCAAAGCGAAGAAGAAGAAAAUGAACAGAGUUUGAUGAGCAAAAGAGGUUGGAAUAGAUUAGGGUGUCAAACUUGAAUUGAAGCUAGCUUGAAUAUAAGUAUCAAUCGAUUCGAGAGGUUUUGGUUGAGGGUGAGCGUGCUUUUCACAUUUUAACCAUACGUUUAGUUAAAACUAAAGUCAUUUAUGUUAAACGUAGUUGACGUCGUUUAAAUCGAUGUGUAAAAUCUACAAAUUUUAAAAGUUUGUGUAUUAAAUAGGAAACAAAAAUUAGUUCGUGUAUUAAAUGGGGAUCCAAAAUAGUUUGUGUAACAAAUGAAAAUUAGUUCAUGUAUUUUUAAAGAUUUUUUUUUCAUAAAUUAGACACAUGUUUAAUUAAACAUUAACGUCGUCUUCACUUCCGUUAAAUAUAGUUAACGUUAUCUAAAACGAUGUGUAAAACCUGCGAAUUUCAAAAGUUUAUGUAUUUAAUAGACAACAGAAAUUAGUUUGUGUAUUAAACGGGGAUCCAAAAUAGUUCGUGUAUUUUAUUAGCAAAUAAAAAUUAGUCCGUGUAUUUUUAAGGAAUUUUCCCUAUUGAGAACGGCUUUUAUGUUUGAUGGAUUUAUGAGUACAAAAGACAGAAUUUGAAUUUUGAGGUGGAAUGAAAUUAGUGUGGUUAAGAGAAAUUUAUGUAGAAAAACUCUGCUAAAAUUCUUGAGGAGACUUUUUUUUUUGUAACACACUUGAGGAUUGUAUAUAUAGAGGUCCUCAGGCCUCCGGCGAGCACAACCUGUCACCGGUGGGGCUUACAUCUCCUUCACCCGGCGGUCUUAGUGGACCCUGCACUUCAUCCGUCAAAAUCUCACUUGUAUGGGUCUCAUCAAACACUUGGGCCUCUCUUGAUGCUAUGGGCUUUCGCUCUUUAUCUAUGGCUAAGUGUAUUUGGGCCUUACGAGUUUUAACAAUUCACUACCAUAUCUUUUUUAGGCGAAUAUCUCCGAUGUUUCCAUUCAUACUGUACUCUCCAUUGUCAAAUACAUUCCUGGAACCGGAGAUGAAGCUCGUGUUAACCGUCUCACCAUCCCGCUCACUGAGCAUUUCAACUUUAAAGGCUGUACCGUCGUGUGAAGUCUUACUCCGACAGUCCUUUCGCUCUUCAGUGUAAUGUAAUCACCCGAUUCGGUCAACAACUAUUUUUUAGAAGAUGUACCGUUGACGAUUCUCUGUGUAGUCAUACUUUGGCAGUUUCUCCGCACUUCAUUGCAACGUAGGGAGAUCCAAGUAUUUUCAAAGACAGUUUUUAGCUGCUCUCAAAACCCAUUGAUUGGGUUCUUCAAUGUCGAUUUCAACUUCAUCAUGUUCUUUCGAAUGUAGGUUCGAAUGUGCAUUUCAGUUUACCGUAGAGUUUUUCUCCGGUUGUAACUGUCCAUUGGAAUUUAGUUUUUAAUAUAAUCAGUUGUUCAAAAAAAAAGAGGACUAUAUCAUUCCUUACGCGCCAAGUCAGCACAAAGUAUCCAUAUACAACCGUAACUUAUUAGUUCAUGUAAAUUAUACAGUACUGAUUUGAUUAUCUCAGUCAUUCUAGUUUCAAAAAUUGAAGUAUUUUUUUGUGCAGAUUCAUCAACUAAAAACAAAUCUUUCUUCGGUGAAAUCUGAAUUUUUGUUUGUCUUUUCAAAACCGAAUUGAAACUGUUCUUCAUCGUGGUUGACAUCUUUCGAUUAGAUUUUGAAUCAAUAAAAAAAUCUUUUUCCUUUUUCGUGUAUGCUUAAGUUUGAAACCCCGUAUGUUUUAUGGAGUCGCCUCUGGUUAUCCUUAACUUUCUAUUCCAAUUGGUCUCAUUCUUUGCAGUUAAUGGGUUUUAAGCAAAGUAUCCUUGAAUAAUGUAGAUUUAAGUUUAGAUAAACUCGUUGCCUGGGUACAUAAUCAGUAGAGUUGAAACUGUCCUUUUGGAUAGUGUUUCAACAAAGACUCUGUUUUCCAGUUAGUUUCCUGAAGCUUGACCAUUGAAUUUCAAGUCCGGUGGUUAGAGUGUUUGCUACUUGGAAUAAACGGCGACCAGAGAAAGGAUCGUGUAAGCUGUUUCGGGAGGAUAAUGUGACAAGAGAGAGAUGAAGAUCAGAUCCAGAAAAGCCAUGGUGAAGAAGCUUCCCGGUGAAGCGUUUGGCGGUGGAGAAAACUCAGUUUCGCAUGGUUGACGCGUGUAGAUACGUGUGUCUGAUAAGGACGGCUGCUGUAAAGCACAUGGCGAGAAAAACUAGGGUUGGAUCUGUAUAAUUGCGUUUAAUGUUAUUUGUCUUGAGUCUUAUCUUGUAAAUAGCCUAUAUCACUUGUAUCAAUUGUCCUUUGGGCUUAUGAAAUGAAAUCUGAAGGUUGACAAAAAAAGAAAAAAAAUUUCAAUGAUCAUAUCAACUUUUUAUUUAUUUUCUGCUUAUUUUUCUAUUAAUGAAGUGGCCAAUUUUUUUUUCCUUUGUUUAUAGUUUUCAAAAUUUUAGGACCAGCUACAAGGACAUAAACACACUUCAUAACAACAAAUAUGGUGUUUUCACAACAUAAAAUUUCCUAAAUUAGAGAUCUAAUGCCAUCUAGAUGUGAUAUUACAAACGUGAAUCAAUGGGUAAGAAGUAUUUUAUUCAUUGUGAAAACCGAAAUUCACCGUCGAUUUCUAUUAAAUUAAAAAAGCUAAGAAAACCUUAUUUUUCCAGAAGUCCCAGAUAUCUGAGAUAUACCAUGGAUUUUACUUGUUUUUAAUCAUGGUAUAUAAUUGUUUUAGGAACUAUUUAUUAUGUUUUGAAGUUUUAUUGAGUAUUCACAAGUUCAAGAGUGUUUUGGUGAUUUAUAGUAAUUUUGGAGCAUUUUGGAGCAUAAGUUAGAAGAAACUCGUAGCUGCCCAUCAAACAAGUCCAUAAUCGACACUCGGAAUCGACAAAAAACUCUUGUCGUCGAUCAACAGCGAAGCGCACAAAGCCCAACUUGGUUUCUAGCCAACUUAUGGCCCAAGUUCCACAUCAUUUACAAGAUUACUCCUGGCCGACUUUAAUCUAAUAUUUAUGUGCUCUUCCAUUGUUUUAGGAAACACAUGCUUACUAUACACAUCAAAUAAUUUUUAGGAUUUUUAAUUGUUUGGAGAAAAGAUCCAAGAUUCCUUCAUAGAUUUGUAUUAAAAUUCCAGUUUUUCUACCUUAUUCUAUCUAUGCAAUUUAUUCAAAUAUUUGCUAUGUUAUGUUUUGCUAUGUAUGAGUAGUUACUCUUGUUAUAUUUAAGGUUAGAAGUAAGGUUAUGAAGGAUUAGCUCAAAAUAUAAAAUAUAGAUACACUAAAGUGGUAAGGUUUCCUUCAUAGGAAUUGUUGUUAAUUCUUGUGUUCUAGAGUAGCUAACUAGAACCCUGAAUUUAGGAUAAUUAGGCUCAAACGAAAGCAUGGUCUUUUACCUAAAUUAAUUCUUCUAAGCUGGGAUUGCUAGAAACAAGUGACAGCUGAUCUAGUCAAACUACUGAACUUAUCGAACAGCUCGGUAACGCUUGACUAGGUAAACAUCGAGCAACGCUAGUCACAUAGCAUCGAUCGACGUUCGAACUAUAUCAACAAGCAACGGCUGAGAUAUAGACUUAGAUCAAUAGGAUUUAUUCGCACGCGAAAGCUGGAAUAUAUUGCAAUUAGAAUUUGUGUUCUAGGAUUGAAACCUUAGCAUCUAUAUCACUAUAAUCCCACUUACCUAAAAUCCUAAAUCUAGCUAUUUCUCAUAAUUGUUUACAACUUCAAAUCAAUCAAUCAACCGAACAAUUGCCUUGUUCACCUCUGCUAUUUACUGUUUAAUUGCUUGCCUAGCUUAAUCAUAAACUUGUUAGGAUCUAUUGUGUGCCUUAACCUUAGGGAUUCGAUCCCUAAGUACAAUAACUGAACCUCUUAUUUGAGAGAGUAAAUUUACUCCUUGGGUAAUUUGCGUGAUAUCAAAUUUGGCGCCAUUGCCGGGGAGCUUCAAUCGCCAUUAAAUCUUAUUAGUUAGAUUUAGUCUAGGUUCUUAUUGUUAUUGAAAGUUCUGAUAAUUUUUUUUUCUUGAAUUCUUUUAGGUGAAUGUCCAGCAGUACCAGAAGCAACAAGGAAAAAUCCAUGCUUUUCUCAGAUCCCGUACGUUUGUAACACACGAUCCGCAAAGAGAAACGAGCCGCAUCGAUCGACAACAAAUCAAAUCCAUCGACCGACACUUGUGAGCUACAAUCGAUCGACACUUGUGAGCUAUUGUCGAUCGACACUUUUACUUGAACAUCGAUCGACAUCCGUCCACGAGACAUGGUUACAACUCUAGUUUUGGUGCAAGAUGAGAAUUGAGACCUGCAUGACCAGGAGGGUCAUCUGCGUAAUGCAGCAUGUCAGAGGUUAGAUGAUCAAAGGGAUGUAAUUCUUGAUCAUGAUGAUGAUGUCACUGCAGCCGAUGCUCAGGCUGUAGGUGAUGAUGUGCAGGCUGCUCGACCCAGAACGUUGGCUGAUUACAACCAUCCAGAUCAAUACUACGCCAACAUAUCUGAUAUUCGUCCUCCAGCUAUUCAGAGGAACAAUUUCAAGCUGAAGCCUCAUUACUUUACACUUGUGGGACAUACACCUUACUGUGGUCUUCCACAUGAGCAUCCUAUGGACCAUCUGGAGCGGUUCGAGGAUUUGGUUUCUGCCAUUAAAGCCAAUGGAGUCCUUGAGAACUAUCUCUUUUGCAAGAUCUUCAAGUACUCACUAGCUGGAGACGCUUCGCACUAACUUAAGCAGCUACCACCAGCAUCUCUUACAUCAUGGAUUGAAGUCAAGAAUACAUUCCUGCGUAAUUUCUUUGAUGAGGGACGCACCAAAGAGCUGAGAAGCAAGAUUGCUACAUUCACACAUGGGCCUAUGGAGUCAUUCAGAAGCUCUUGGAUGAGAUUCAAGUCCUAUCAGAGAGAUUGUCUACACCAUGGAUUCAAUGAAGUGCAUCUGCUCAGCACUUUCUUUAGAGGAAUCACGUUGGCAUAUCAGAUGGCUCUGGACACUGUUAGUGAAAGAAACUUCAACACUAGGAAUCCAAAAGAGGCUGUAAGACUCAUUAAGAACUUGGCAUCCAGCAACAACACGAAGAACAUUGAUUUUGAGAGGAAGAUUUCGGUCACUACUCUUGAGAAUGAGCAAUUGGACGAUAUCAAGGCCAAGCUGAAUAGUGUUCAUAAGCUUCUCAAGAAGCAUGUUAGUUUUGCAAAAGAUGUAGACGUUGACAGUGACAAAAACGACGAGGAAGAUGUGAACUUCAUCAGUGGUAAUGAUUUAUAGAAUCAGCAGUUCACAUUGGUGUCAAUCGACACCAAAAAAUGAACACCAAUGGAGUCAUCAGAGCACCGACCUACACAUCCUGUCCAGCAUCGAUCGACACCUUCCAGUGAGAAUCCUGACUCACGAAGAGUUCGCAGCUCGACAUCCUCAUCCACCCCAACUCUAUUUUGUCACCUCCUCAUGUUUGAACUUUAGGUAUUUGGUCCUUAAAUCAAUAAACCUUGAGAGGCUCGAGGUAAAUUCCUUUUUUCAUAUAACCGUUACUGAAAUCGACUAGUUUCUGUAGAAAAAAACUGUUAUCCGUUGUUAAUAAAAAAGUGAAGUAGAGACAGUUGGAUUAGUUUUAUCCAUUCAUAUAAGGAAUAAAGACAGCAAACAAAAGGAAAUUAUCCAUUCAAAUUGUUUUAAAUACACUACAAGAAAAAUGGGUUUUAAUAGCAGAUCGGGAUAGCGUUUUUUUCGAUUAUGCUAUUGUUGACAUAUCUCUUACUUUUAGAUAGUGUUUGCGAAAAUACGAACGCUAUGUUAGGUUGGUCCGAUUUUAAUUUCUCCAAAACACUUUUCGGACAUAGUAUACAUAGCACUUUUAGUUUUGAAACGCUAUGCAUAUCUAAAGAGGAAAAAUAAUUGAUUUUCCCUCUCGUACUUGUUUUACUUUUCCUCUUACUAUAUUUUACAUAACACUUUUCGUGAAAAAUGCUAUAAUAGCAUAUGUUUAAUAGACAUAUAUUUAAUAGCACAUAAUUAAAAAUGCUAUAUUUGUCUUUUUAAAUCCCUAAACCGUAAACGAAUUUUUAAACCCUAAACUUUAAACAUAUACUUUAAACUCAGAUAUUAUGUAUAUAGUCAAAAACUAUUUCUGUUUCAUAAAUUUAAUCUCAAUCUCAAUACCCCAAACUUUUAACUCUCAAACCCUGGGCUCAAACCCUAUACUCAAACCUUUAAAACCUUACACUAAUUUCAUUUACUAUAAUUCUUUUAUUUAAAAUCUUUAAACUAAUUUAAGAUUACAGUUUAAAAAUUAAUCUCAAAUCUCAAUACCCCAAACUUUUGAUCCUCAAAUUCUAUUAUAUUUUAAAUUUUAAUUAUCAUGUUUAAUUCUUUAAAUUUAUGCAAUUUUUGAAGUGAAAUGAGAAGAACAAUUUUAUUAUUUUUAGGACCAUUAAUUGAAUUUGAUCUAGUGGCAACAAUCAUUAUUUGACUUUUGAAUCUCUAAACCCUAAACUUUAAACACAAACUUUAAACUAUAAUACUAUACACUUUAUAAUACAUGAAAACUUGAACUUCAGAUCUUAGAUAUAAAAAUAAAAAAUUGAAUAUUUUUGAAAUUAUCAAAUCAUAUAAUUUUUUUUAUCAAAUCAGUUUUUAAUCAUAUAACCACAAAACUCAAAUGCCAAACUUAAAUCCUCUAGUUCAUAAACUUUAAACUAUAUUUCAUAUAUCCAAAUUCUAAACCUUAAUUUUAAAUUUCAAACUUAAAUCAUCUAGUUCAUAAACUUUAAACUAUAUUUCAUAUAUCCAAAUAUAAAUCACAAAAUCAAAAAUUUUAAACAUUUUCUUAAAAUAAUUUUUAUUUUCAAAAAUAUAUCAUAAAUAUUUUUAUACUAAACACACAAAAUAAAAUAAAAAACAAUGUUAUUAAGAAAAAUAGGAAUCAAAUACAAAAAUUUGAUUGGUCAACACAAACUGACCAAUCACAUACAAGGACAGAGAUCAUGCUUUAUGUAAUCACAACCAUUGAUUAAACUUUUUGAAGGGUCCAGAUUAUUCCUACUUCUUCUCCUCUCUCUCUCUCUGUCGCUUUUAUUUUCAGAUCCAAAAUUUUUGCAAGUGUCUAGACUCACAAAACUCAUCUUCUUUCUCUCUGCAUCUUCAGUUUCUGUAAAUCACAGACUCAUCUUUUUUAAUUAGAUUUUUUUUUUGAAUUUGAUCUAGUGGCAACAAUCACCAUCCUCUCUGUCGCUCAGUAUCCUUCUCCUUACAGAUAAUGGAGGUCGUGAGACAACAACAGAGGAGGAGCAUCCCAUCUACUCUAUUCUCUCUCUCUCUGAACCGUGAUGCCUCCUCUCUGUCCUGUGACGAAAUGACGCCUCCUCUCUGUUCUGGUUUCAGAGAAAGACUAGAGCAAUAGCGUAAGCUUGGAGAAUCAGAGCAAGGUGGGAGAAGACAGAGCAACGGCGUCGGUGAAGACCGAGCAGCGGCGUCGGGGAAGACAGAGCAGGGGUGGCGUUGGGGUAGACAGAGAUGGUCGCGAGCAGAGAUGGUCGCGAGCAGAGAUGGUCGCGAGCAGAGAUGGUGGUGCGGCGGGUGAGGACUGGAAGAUGAAGAAGGCAACAAAGGUCAUGGCUUGAUAAGACGACGAAGAUCAUGGAAGAACACGACAACGAAGGUGGUGGUGCGACGGGUGAGGGUUGGAAGAUGAAGAAACGACGAAGGUGGUGGUGUUGGGGUGGCGCUUAGUUAGUACUAAUUAGGUUAAAGGUUGGUUUAGUUAGUAAUUAGGUUAAAGUUUUUGGUUUAUUAUUUAAUUAGAUUUUUUUUUUGUAAUCCAAUUUUGCUACAGAUCAAUAUCAAUAAAGAAAUUUUAAAUAUCUGAAUUAAUUUAAAUUUUAAUUAUGCUUUUAUUUUUAAAUUAUUAACUGAAAAAUAAUUCUAAAAUAAAUAAUUAACAAAAUAUAAUUAACAAUAUAUAGCAGAAACAAAUUGCUAUAGUAGUUUUAACAAUAACAAAUCAAAAACGUUGUUAAUAAAAUAAAUAAUAGCAUUAAAGACAUGCUAUUAAAAUUUAUUUAAUUGCAUAUUGAAAAGCGCUGUAGCGGAAGAAAAAAUAGCAAUGCUAAAAACCGCUAUGUAAUGUCAUUUACCUAUUAUGAUGGGCGAUGAUACAGCGCUUCAAAAACCGCUAUCGUAUUGUUACAUAGCGUUAUUCGUCCGCUAUAAAAACGCAUUUUUCUUGUAGUGAUAAAACACAUAGAUUAGGCAUUUAGUGUAUGGCUUCCACUUUCCAUUAUCUAAAAUAUUCCAAAUAUUUAGCAUAGAUUAGUCCUCUAGUGACGAACAUUAAUUAUAACAUAAUCCAUGUUGGUGGAAAAAGAAUAAAAAAAGCACAACUAUAACUGUAACAAACAAAUAAACUAAAACUGAAACAGAAAUCUAUGUUUUGACUUUUUUUUGGUUCGUAGACGUUCUGAUAUCUUCUCUUCCUGUCUCCUGAUACAAAUCUGUAUAAAAAUGGCGCAACAUAUCCUUAAUCAGCGUCCAGUCUCAAGACGUCCCAUCUCUCGCCUUUGUCGCAAUGGUUUCUUUCUCCUCCCUCUCGUUCUACUUGUUCUCCUCGGUGUAGUCUUACCUUGGUUAGGAUCUCCCUUAUUAUACAAUACCUCCUCUUCUCCUUCUUUUCCUCCCCCACUCUCCUAUUGGCGCGAAUAUUCCUUGACUCAAGCCACCAAAUUUGUCGCUAAGAAUGGGUCGACUGUGAUUGUCUGCACUGUAAGCUAUCCUUUCUUGCCUUUUCUCAACAACUGGUUGAUUAGUGUUUCUAGACAGAAUCAUCAAGAAAAUGUUCUUGUGAUUGCUGAAGAUUACGCUACUUUGUACAAAGUCAACGAGAAAUGGCCUGGUCAUGCCGUUCUCAUCCCUCCAGCAUUGGGUUCUCAAACCGCACAACAUUUCGGUUCCAAGGGUUUCUUUAAGUUUACAUCUCGGAGGCCACAACAUCUCUUGGACAUUUUGGAGCUAGGUUACAAUGUAAUGUACAACGAUGUUGAUAUGGUUUGGCUGCAAGAUCCAUUUCAGUAUUUAGAGGGAAGCCACGACGCAUACUUCAUGGAUGAUUUGACUAAAAUUAAGCCUUUGAAUCACUCCCACGAUUUACCACCUCCAAAUCGAAAAGGAGCCACUUAUAUAUGUAGCUGCAUGAUUUUCUUGCGUCCCACCAGUGGUGCAAAGCUUCUAAUGAAUAAAUGGAUUGAGGAACUUGGUUCCCUAUUUUGGGCUAAACCUAAAGAAGGAAAUGAUCAACCUGCCUUUAACUGGGCACUUAACAAAACAGCUCAUGAGGUAGAUGUUUACUUACUUCCGCAAACAGCUUUCCCAUCAGGGGGAUUGUACUUCACAAACGAGACAUGGGUUAAAGAGACAAAAGGGAAACAUGCCAUAAUCCACAAUAACUACAUUAUCGGUUACGACGAAAAGAUGAAACGUUUCCGCGAUUUUGGUCUAUGGCUCGUCGAUGAUUAUGCUCUUGAGUCGCCACUAGGAAAAAUAUAAUGAAUUGGAAAACGCAAAAAUAUUGUUUGUUUUCUCUCUUUUUCUUCUUGUUAUCUUGAGAUUAAAACUAAUUUCAUUUUUUUGGAUCAAAUUAAAAGUAAUUUAUAUACUGAUUCUUUUGUGUAUAAUAACUGUCUAAUGAUUCUGUAACACAAGAUAAAACAAAUUGUUGAAAGACCAAAGAAUACUUUAAGAUUAUCUGUAUGGUAUACAGUGACAACAUAUACUAUAAUAUUUGAUUCGUAAUUAAUCGAGCACAUGACACAGACGUGCCAACAACUAACUAGAUUUGUUUUAUUUGUUUAUCGUGAUGAGUCUGUUCGUGCAAGCCAUUGGAAACCCGCUCGUGGUUAAUGUAGUCAUUUCAUGGAUUGUUGAACUUCGAAAUAGGAAGUAUUUCAGCAAAUUUCAACUGCGUUUUAGCCUUAUUGUGACGUUUUAUCUACAUAUAGUGCACGCAACGCGAAACAUCAAACCCCAUAAUAUUGUUGAUAAUAUAAUACAUGUCAUCAUAGUGUAGGUUAUAUCUCUUUUGUCAUUUGUGUUAUACAUUAUUAAAAACAAAUUAUAAAUUAAUAAUAAUGGAGAUUGAGUAUCUCUACACGUUGUCAUUCCUGAACCGUGUCGCUGACUUUUUUUUUUUUGUUUCUCAUAUUUUCACGUUUUUGGAUCCGAUCCCAACUUACGAAAAUUUUCUCACCAAUUUUGAUUCAUCUCCGGCUACAACAAUGGCGCAGCAGCAACAACGUCCAAUCUCAAACCGUCCCAUUUCUUUUCUAAACCGCAACGGUCUCUUCCUCCUCCUUCUAGCUCUCCUGUUUCUCCUCGGUGUAUACUUACCUCUGUCUGAAGCUCCCUUAUUCCUGUUUCCAAACAGAACUUCACCAUCCUCUUCUCCUUCUCCUUCUUUUGUGGUGUCUGACUGGCGCGACUAUUCCCUUGCUCAAGCGGCCAAGUUUGUGGCUAAGAAUGGGACGGUGAUCGUCUGCUCAGUUAGUUAUCCUUUCUUGCCUUUUCUCAACAACUGGCUGAUUAGCAUUUCUAGACAGAAGCAUCAUGAAAAAGUUCUCGUGAUCGCUGAAGAUUAUGCUCUUCUGUACAAAGUUAACGAGAAGUGGCCUGGUCAUGCCGUUCUCAUUCCACCAGCGUUGGAUCCUAAAGCCGCACACCAUUUUGGUUCCCAGGUACACCGAGAUGUUUCACCUUUUCGUAUGCAAUGUCUAUCUCUAGCUUUAAAUAAUAUGAGAUGGAUCCUUACAUAAGUUCGUUUAUUAGCUACUGUUAUUUCACUCUGAUCAUAAGUUUGUGAAUUGAUUUUGCAUCCCAUUUUUUUUAUACUAAUUUUUGCAUCCCCUGUUUUGAUUGAGUUUACGAUAUAAGUGCUUAUCAGCUCUCUUUUAUGCCUUGCGGUACUUAUUCCCUUGAAGUUACAACUUUAACUAUAAUGAAUUAUGAUUGGUUAGUUUGAAGACAAAAUGAUUGAUCUGGUGGAAGCGUAGGGAUCAUAUGUAUGUAAUGCACCAUAUGUCCAUACUAGGUUCUAUUCUUCUAUCCCAGUUCGAUGCCUAUUCAUAACUACUAUAUACAUACCAAAAAGGAUUGAUCUACUUAAGGUGCCGGUCCUGAAAAUUCUAAUGUUAUAAGAGAUUAAAAAAUGUUUUGGCCCUCUUAAAUCUUAUUCUGAAGAUCUUAAAUUUCUAUUAUUAUGUAACUGAAAUCUUUAAUUUAUUAAGAUACUAGGUGGUAACUCCGUGCAUGGAGUGAAAUAUAUAUCGAAUUACUUAUCAUAUAUUUACAUAUUUUUCAGUUAUAAAGGGUUGGAAUAGAAUUUUCAUCUUUUCUAACUGUGAAUUAUAAAACAAAUUUUCUUAAGUAUUACAUUUUCAAAUUUAUAUAACUGUGUAGUUUUUUUUGUUGUCUCUCACUGUUAAAUUCUAUAACAAAUUUGCUAAAGUAUUACAUAUUUAUAUCUAUAUGGCCGAGUUUGGUAUUGGACUUGCAAAUUAAAAACAAAUAGUAAAUAAUACAGUAGUAAUUCUAGAAAUUAAUACCUUGUAAAUUAAUAACACGAUAAACUAAUAAAUUUCUCCGAUCCUAAGUUGGACCGAUAUAAAAUAUGACGUAGUUUGAUAGGAUAAUAAUUUUUAGAAAACUCUUAUCUAAAUAUAUGGCCGUAUUAAAGUUAUAAAUAAUUAUUUUAGAAAUUAAUUUUAUAUAAACACAGGUAUUAAUUUUAUAUAUUAUAAAUAAUAUAUGUAUAUAUCAAAGGUUUUCAUAUAUUUAAACAUAUUGGUCCAAGCCAUGUUCGGUGGGCUUAUAGCAAGACCAGCUCUGCCCACUGUGAUAAUAAUCUACACAAAUAACUUGUAUGUGAAUAAUCCAAUGUUCUAACCAAUUUUAUCAUCUCUGAUUAGGGUUUCUACAAUCUUAC
This is a messenger RNA of Brassica rapa (field mustard), 12595 nucleotides long. RefSeq names its product UDP-D-xylose:L-fucose alpha-1,3-D-xylosyltransferase MGP4. The record is from RefSeq and is a predicted model, not a curated record. NCBI's taxonomy places the organism in Eukaryota, Viridiplantae, Streptophyta, Magnoliopsida, Brassicales, Brassicaceae. Gene Ontology annotation, cellular component: Golgi apparatus. Gene Ontology annotation, molecular function: UDP-xylosyltransferase activity. Gene Ontology annotation, biological process: rhamnogalacturonan II biosynthetic process.